AAGGAAGCAGAACUCGGUGGUGGCCACUGCGCAGACCAGACUUCGCUUGUCUGUGCGCCUCUCUCCGCUUUUCCUCCGCAAUCAUGUCUGACAAACCCGAUAUGGCUGAGAUCGAGAAAUUUGAUAAGUCGAAACUGAAGAAGACAGAAACGCAAGAGAAAAAUCCACUGCCUUCCAAAGAAACGAUUGAACAGGAGAAGCAAGCAGGCGAAUCGUAAUGAGUCGUGCGCUGCCAAUAUGCACUGUACAUUCCACAAGCAUUGCCUUCUUAUUUUACUUCUUUUAGCUGUUUAACUUUGUAAGAUGCAAAGAGGUUGGAUCAAGUUUAAAUGACUGUGCUGCCCCUUUCACAUCAAAGAACUACUGACAACGAAAGCCGCGCCUGCCUCUCCCAUCUGUCUGUCUGGCUGGCAGGGAAGGAAAGAACUUGCAUGUUGGUGAAGGAAGAAGUGGGGUGGAGGAAGUGGGGUGGGACGAAUGUGAAACCUAGAGUAAAACCAAGCUGGCCCAAGGUAUCCUGCAGGCUGUAAUGCAGUUUAAUCAGAGUGCCAUUUUUUUUGUUCAAAUGAUUUUAAUUAUUGGAAUGCACAAUUUUUUUAAUAUGCAAAUAAAAAGUUUAAAAACUUAAAAAAAAAAAAAA
Cebus imitator (Panamanian white-faced capuchin) is the source of this 640-nucleotide messenger RNA. RefSeq names its product thymosin beta-4. The transcript has a single exon. Gene Ontology annotation, molecular function: actin monomer binding. NCBI's taxonomy places the organism in Eukaryota, Metazoa, Chordata, Mammalia, Primates, Cebidae. Gene Ontology annotation, biological process: actin filament organization; regulation of cell migration. Gene Ontology annotation, cellular component: cytoplasm. The record is from RefSeq and is a predicted model, not a curated record. The coding region runs from base 84 to 218 and encodes 44 amino acids.